Molecule: messenger RNA, 1269 nt
Organism: Aspergillus alliaceus
Lineage: Eukaryota; Fungi; Ascomycota; Eurotiomycetes; Eurotiales; Aspergillaceae
Exons: 1
Coding region: 166-1035 (289 amino acids)
Source: RefSeq, a predicted model, not a curated record
UGGUAAGCUGACUUUUCUCAUUACUUGUUCCAACUGGCUAGCACUCGAUUGUAUGGAAUGUCACGGACUUAUGCCCACGCAGCAUGCAGCCAUUUUUCACCUCGUAUUUGAUUGCUCUGGGUAUUUCGAUGCUGAUGGACUGUAUGCCUUGAAAUAGGUGUCAUAAUGUUUGCAAGAUCCUUUGCUUUCCGGACAAUCUCGUCGCAAAGUCCCAGGGGCUCUUUGGCUACCGGACUGCCUGCGUCAAGCCCAACAUGGAGAUUCUUCACCUCAAGCGCUGCUCGAAAAAAGGCUGCAGUCAAGGUCAAGCCGCAAUAUAGCCCUCCGCAGGCCAGAACGUCUCCGCAAGCCGAACAGAGUCUCAAAUUUGCCGGACGACGGGCAGAGGGAUUCGGAAAACUAGAACGGAAAGUUGCAAAGGAAGGCCAGAUCUUACUUUUCCAAGCGCCAUCGCAUCGCAGUUAUGUUUUAGGUGCCUACGGCAUUACAGCAUUCUGCUUCGCUUACUCCGUGUACAACUCUAAUGCUGUCUUCCGAGACCCGAUCGUCCCACUCCCAAUGUGGCAGCAGGCUCUCUUUGGCGGUAUUUGUAUCAUGAUGAGCGCCAUGGGCACUGUUUUUCUUUACAAAACGGGCCGGUUGAUCAAAACGGUCACUGCCGUUCAAUCUAAUGGGCAAACGUAUCUCCGCUUCACUGUUCGGAGCAUGCUUCCUUUCAGGAAACCAUUUGAGUUCAAUGCUUUGCCUAACCAAAUAGCGUUCUCUCGCCGGCUGGUUGUUACACAUGACUCCGUAGCUCGCAUGCAGCAGGCAGAGGCGUCUCAGAAUGGGAACGUGAACUUCUUCAGGGCACCUUCGAAGAAGCUGAGUAUGCUUCUGUGGAAACUAUUCCGGUCUGUCCGGCAAUUGUUCACUCAAGAAGACUUCAUCCUCUUGGAGGUGGAUGGCCAAAAGGGUGUUUUCAGGAUGGAUUCCGCGGGAUACGUAUCACAGGACUUUCUAGUAAUCGGCAAUCCCGUCAGCGUCCAGCGUUAGGUGAUUGACUGGUCGCUUGGUUGUCUAUCAACUUUCUGCAUAUACUAUUCAUUCUGAACAUGUCUGAUUACGUUAUUGUUCUAGGCUCUAUUGGCUGGGACUUUGUGCAUCUUGAACUCAUGCAACGUCUAGAUCUGUCCUUGUCCGCAUCCGCAACGGAUUCCCAUGUAUAAUUAAAAAACAACCCUUUUACACAAUAUAGCGUUCACGAGUCAUUGCAUUAGAGAACUUCAG